CCCCACCCCUCCUUUGUUCCACCAAUGCUACGCUCACAGAUGUUUCCAACUUUACCUCAGUAGGGAAAUUCUGAGGAGUUCUGUUCCUUCUUCACUUUAGUCUGAACCAGCAAUCGCAAUUGCCUGUUCCAAAAACGGUGGGGUCAAAGGGGGUUUAAGUAACAGUGGUGUGUCGGCGAGGUUAGUCUGCAGCAGCAGGGAAAGCAUGGUGGCACCUGCAUGAGCCCGGCGGGGAAGCCUCGUUUCUCUCAUUCUCUUCCCUGAGAUGUCAACCACAGGAUGAAGCCUGCAGCAGGUCUCAGGAGAGAGAAUGUUCCAUGACUUUCACACCUUCAACCUCAAGCUGUUGAUCUGCUUGGAAGAUUGCUUGAGUGGUGAAAGGCUGUGAAUACCCUGCAUCUGAGAAAUCAGACCAGACUGACUCACAGGGCUCUGUGAGCCAGUGCCACCGAGGCUGCCAAAGCAUGCUGGUGCCAAGCUGUCCCACCAUGCACAGAACCAGACCCACGCUGCUGCUGCUGCCGCCACUGCUGCUGCCUCUGCUGCUGAUCCAGGGUCUGCUCCUCCACCUCGCCGACGCUCAAACACCGCCAAAGUUUUUAAGAACCCCCAAUGACCAAACAGGCGUGCAGGGAGGCGUGGCGUCCUUCAUCUGCCAAGCUACCGGAGACCCACGGCCGAAGAUUGUGUGGAAUAAGAAGGGGAAAAAAGUCAGCAACCAGAGAUUUGAGGUAGUGAUAGAGUUCGAUGACGGCUCUGGCUCCGUCCUAAGAAUUCAGCCAUUACGCACGCCUCGAGAUGAAGCCAUUUACGAGUGCGUGGCCUCCAAUAGUGUUGGAGAGACGAGCGCCACCACCAGGCUGACUGUUUUACGUGAGGACCAACUUCCCCCUGGUUUCCCUACCAUAGACAUGGGCCCACAGUUAAAGGUGGUGGAGCGAACACGUACCGCCACCAUGCUCUGUGCCGCCAGUGGCAACCCCGACCCAGACAUAUCCUGGUUUAAAGACUUCCUCCCUGUAAACACCACCAACAACAACGGACGCAUUAAGCAGCUCAGAUCAGAAUCCUUUGGUGGUACGCCAAUAAGAGGAGCCCUGCAGAUAGAGCACAGCGAGGAACCGGACCAGGGGAAGUAUGAGUGCGUGGCAACUAACAAUGAUGGGACUCGCUAUUCCGCUCCAGCUAAUCUUUACGUCAGAGAGCUACGAGAAGUGCGGCGAGUCCCACCCCGAUUCUCCAUCCCACCGACAGACAAUGAGAUCAUGCCAGGGGGCAGCGUGAAUAUUACAUGUGUAGCUGUGGGCUCACCCAUGCCCUACGUCAAGUGGAUGCUGGGCGCUGAGGACCUCACCCCAGAGGACGACAUGCCCAUAGGACGGAACGUCUUAGAGCUUACCGAUGUGCGUCAGUCAGCUAAUUACACUUGUGUUGCUAUGUCAACACUUGGUGUGAUAGAGGCUGUUGCCCAGAUAACAGUUAAAGCACUACCCAAAGCUCCUGGCACUCCUGUUGUGACAGAGCGCACUGCCACCAGCAUCACACUGACUUGGGACUCUGGCAACCCUGAGCCAGUGUCCUAUUACAUAAUCCAGCACAAGUCCAAGUACUCAGAUGACCUGUACAAGGAGAUAGAUGGUGUGGCCACUACCCGGUACAGCGUGGGUGGCCUGAGCCCCUAUUCCGACUAUGAGUUCAGAGUGGUGGCUGUGAACAACAUUGGGCGAGGGCCACCAAGCGAGAGCAUCGAGGCCAAAACAGCAGAGCAGGCACCAAGUACUGCGCCAAGGCAGGUCCGAGGUCAUAUGAUGAGUGCCACUACUGCAGUCAUUCAGUGGGAUGAGCCUGAGGAGCCCAACGGCCAGAUCAUGGGUUAUAGGGUGUACUUCACCAUGGACUCCAACCAGCACGUUAACCUCUGGGAGAAACAGAUAGUUCGGGGUACUAACUUUGUCACUAUCCAGGGUCUAAUCCCGAAUAAGACCUACUACAUCAAAGUGUUGGCCUAUACCUCAGUGGGUGAUGGACCGCUGUCUCCUGAGCUGCAAAUCAUCGCCAAGACUGGAGUUCCCUCCCAGCCAACUGACUUCAAAGGAGAAGCCAAGUCAGAGACAAGUAUUUUGCUUUCAUGGAACGCUCCGGCACAGACGGGACUGGAAAACCAAGUGACCGGGUAUGAACUCAUCUACAAAAAGAAGGAUGACAAAGAAGAGAAGCUAAUAACUUUCGAGCCGACAACCACGUACCUACUGAAGGACUUGAAGCCCUUCACAACAUACACGUUCCGUCUGGCGGCCCGUAGUAAACAUGGAGUGGGAGCUUACACCAGUGACAUCUCUGCUGAAACUCCUCAGACACAACCCACUGGCCCCCCUCAGGACGUAAAGUGUCACAGCCCCAGCUCCACCAGUAUCCUGGUAAGUUGGCAGCCGCCGGCUGUGGAGCUACAAAACGGGAUCUUGACGCAGUACGCUAUCCACUACACUGCUACUGAAGGCGAGGAAACCACCACUCACAGAGUCUCUGGCAUCCCACCGGAAAGCUCCAAGUACCUUUUAGAGAACCUGGAAAAAUGGACUGAAUACCGCGUGACGGUCAUUGCCCACACGGAUGUCGGAGCUGGACCUGAGAGCUUGCCGCAGAUUAUCCGAACAGAGGAGGAUGUUCCUAGUGGGCCACCUCGUAAAGUUGAGGUGGAGGCUGUCAACUCUUCAUCAAUUAAAGUGAUUUGGCGCUCACCGGUGCCCACCAAGCAGCACGGUCAGAUCCGAGGAUACCAGGUGCACUAUGUCAGGAUGGUUAAUGGGGAGCCUACAGGACAGCCAGUCAUCAAGGACAUCCUGAUUGAUGAUGCCCAGUGGGAGUAUGAUGACACAACUGAACAUGAAAUGAUCAUCACAGACCUGCAGGCUGAAACCACAUACUCUGUAACAGUGGCAGCUUACACGACUAAGGGUGACGGUGCACGGAGCAAGCCCAAACUGAUCACCACCACUGGCGCAGUUCCUGAAAAACCUCGCCUUAUGGUCAGCACAACAAACAUGGGCACGGCUCUCCUCCAGUGGCACCCCCCGGCAAUAACCCAUGGGCCCCUGCAGGGCUACCGCCUUCGUUUUGGCCGCAAAGACGUGGACCCGCUGACUGUCAUUGAGUUCCCUGAGCGAGAGAACCACUACACCACCAAAGAGAUCCAUAAGGGAGCCUCGUACACUUUCCGCCUUUCAGCACGUAACAAGGUGGGCUUCGGCGAGGAGACAAUCAAAGAAGUCACCACAAAUGAAGAAGUACCGAGCGGCUACCCUCAGAACAUUAAAGCAGAGGGAGCCAGUACCUCCACGGUUCAGGUCAGCUGGCAGCCUGUUCUGCUGGCGGAGCGAAAUGGUCAGAUAGUGAAAUAUGCUCUGCAGUACAAAGACAUCAACAGCCCACGCAGCCCAUCAGAACUCUUCAUCACUGCCCCGGAAUCAACCGUCCUACUGGAUGGGCUCAGGGCAGACACUACUUAUGAUAUUAAAAUGUGUGCCUUCACCAGCAAGGGCUCUGGUCCCUAUAGCCCAAGUGUCCAAUUCAGAACACAACCUGUGGAUCAAGCAGUGUUUGCAAAAAACUUUCACGUGAGAGCUGCUAUGAAGACGUCGGUGUUGCUGACAUGGGAAAUCCCAGACACCUACAACGCUGCACAACCUUUCACUAUCCUCUACGAUAACGGACAAAGUGUGGAGGUGGAUGGAAAGUUAACACAGAAGCUUAUCACGGGUCUUCAGCCAGAGACGCAGUACUCCUUCCUGUUGACCAACCGUGGGAACAGCGCUGGAGGUCUUCAACAUCUUGUGUCCACCAUGACCGCCCCGGACGUCCUCCGUACCAAGCCUUACAUGAUUGGCAAAACAAAUUUAGAUGGAAUGGUGACUGUAGAGCUGCCCUCAGUCCAAACUUCAGAGAGAGUAAGGGGUUAUUAUAUUGUGGUUGUGCCUCUGAAGAAGCAACGCACAGGGAAGUUUUACAGUCCCUGGGACAGUCCUGAUGAAAUGAAUCUGGAGGAGCUGUUAAAGGAGAUAAACCGGACGAGCAGAGGCCUUCGCUUCCAGAGGCACGCCGAGCCCAAAGCCUAUAUCGCUGCACACUUCAAAGACCUGCCCAAAGAGUUCACCCUUGGAGAUGGCAAAAACUACGGGGACUUUGAAAACAAGCAACUCCAGAACGGCCAGGAAUACAUUUUCUUUGUUCUCGCUGUGCUGGAGAUGUCAGAAAACAUCAUGUAUGCCACCAGCCCUUACUCUGACCCAGUUGUUUCAGCAGACCUCAAUCCCCAGCCAAUCAUGGAUGAGGAAGAAGGCCUUAUCUGGGUGGUGGGGCCCGUCCUGGCAGUUGUCUUCAUCAUAUGCAUCGUCAUCGCCAUCCUUCUUUAUAAGAGCAAACCAGACAGAAAAAGAGCAGAAAGUGAAGCCAGAAAAGGCAGCCUUCCAAACAGCAAAGAAAUGCCUCUUCAUCAUCCUACCGAUCCCGUUGAGCUUCGACGUCUCAACUUCCAAACACCUGGUUCAGGUGCGCCCAGUCACCCCAGUAACCUCCAUUUGUCAAGUAUGGCAAACCACCCUCCAAUCCCCAUCAUGGAAUUAGCUGAUCAUAUAGAGCGCCUGAAAGCCAAUGACAACCUGAAGUUUUCGCAGGAAUAUGAGUCCAUCGACCCCGGUCAGCAGUUCACUUGGGAGCACUCCAACCUGGAGGUUAACAAACCAAAGAACAGAUACGCAAAUGUGAUUGCCUACGAUCAUUCCAGAGUCCUGCUCUCUGCUAUCGAUGGAGUCCCUGGAAGUGACUACAUCAAUGCCAACUACAUAGACGGGUACAGGAAGCAAAAUGCUUACAUUGCUACCCAGGGAGCUCUGCCGGAGACAUUUGGCGAGUUCUGGAGGAUGAUCUGGGAGCAGAGGAGCGCCAUUGUUGUCAUGAUGACCAAGCUAGAGGAAAGAUCCAGGGUAAAAUGUGAUCAGUACUGGCCCACAAGAGGGACGGAGACAUACGGUCUCAUCCAGAUAACGUUGCUGGACACAGUAGAAUUGGCCACAUACUGCGUCAGGACAUUCUCCCUUUUUAAGAAUGGCUCCAGUGAGAAGAGGGAGGUGAGGCAGUUCCAGUUCACUGCCUGGCCAGACCACGGGGUACCGGAGCACCCCACUCCAUUCCUCGCCUUCCUGAGACGGGUGAAAGCUUGCAAUCCUCCAGAUGCGGGGCCCAUGGUGGUGCACUGCAGUGCUGGGGUCGGCCGCACAGGCUGCUUCAUUGUGAUCGAUGCCAUGCUGGAACGUAUCAAGCAUGAGAAGACCGUGGACAUCUACGGACAUGUAACGCUCAUGCGUGCCCAGCGCAACUACAUGGUGCAGACAGAAGACCAGUACGUCUUCAUACACGACGCGCUCCAGGAGGCCGUCAACUGUGGCACAACCGAAGUGCCCGCUAGAAACCUGUACGCCUACAUCCAGAAACUGACCCAGAUAGAGGGUGGAGAGAAUGUCACUGGCAUGGAACUCGAGUUUAAGCGUUUAGCCAACACUAAAGCUCACACGUCACGAUUCAUCAGUGCCAAUCUCCCGUGCAACAAGUUUAAAAACCGCCUUGUUAACAUAAUGCCAUACGAGUCCACACGGGUCAGUCUUCAGCCCAUCAGAGGGGUGGAAGGCUCAGACUACAUUAAUGCAAGCUUUAUCGAUGGGUACAGGCAACAGAAAGCUUAUAUUGCAACACAGGGGCCAUUGGCAGAGACAACAGAAGAUUUCUGGAGAAUGCUGUGGGAGCACAACUCUACCAUUGUAGUAAUGCUGACCAAGCUCAGAGAAAUGGGCAGGGAAAAAUGUCACCAGUACUGGCCAGCAGAGAGGUCAGCCAGAUACCAGUACUUUGUGGUGGACCCCAUGGCUGAGUAUAACAUGCCCCAGUAUAUCCUGAGAGAGUUCAAAGUGACUGAUGCCAGGGAUGGACAGUCACGAACAGUAAGGCAGUUUCAGUUCACUGACUGGCCAGAACAAGGAGUGCCAAAAUCAGGAGAGGGUUUCAUCGAUUUCAUCGGCCAAGUACAUAAAACAAAAGAGCAGUUCGGCCAAGAUGGUCCUAUCUCAGUCCACUGUAGCGCCGGAGUUGGUAGAACCGGAGUUUUCAUUACCCUCAGCAUUGUCUUGGAACGGAUGAGAUACGAGGGUGUAGUAGACAUCUUUCAGACGGUGAAAAUGCUACGGACACAAAGACCAGCCAUGGUACAAACUGAGGAUCAAUACCAAUUCUGCUACAGAGCCGGGUUGGAGUAUUUGGGAAGCUUUGAUCACUAUGCAACGUAAAACACCCAGUAUUGGAGGACAAAAGUGGAGGGCCCUUUGGGAGGAAGAAGAACCCAAGUGAGCCUCUCUUCUGAGCCAUAAAUUCCUGCUUGAGAAAGUACUCCUUAACUUCUUGCUAACAGUUCAUUUAAGUGUUGGAUGUGAGACAUGACUUGUCAAAAAAAUAAGAAAAAGAUGAUUCCCGGAGGACCAAGUAAUUCAACCCAACAAACCCAAAUAAAAAAAACCUUGCCUUGAAACAGAAGCGUGAUUGGGGAAUCCUGACUGUUUUAGCAUCAUAAGGAUUACCUCUUCUUUUUGUGCUUCAAGGAUUCAUUUUGGAGCUCAUAAAAACCGAAUGAACCCAACAUGAGAAAAAAGUGACAAAACAGUAAUGACGUCAUGAGAAAGGCAUCAGUGAAUACAACCCAUAGCGAGAGACAACGGAGGCACACCAAAAUAAGGGAGGAGGCAACUCAAUGCACAUUGUACAAAAGGAGGGAAAAAAUUAAGAAAAAACAUCAAAUCUGUUUGACGAUUCAGUCCACACAUCACAUCAAGAAGACGAUGCUUGGUCCACAGGAGCAGGACAGACUUCAAGUAAUAAUAAAUAAACAAAUAAAUCCCCCCUUUAUCCUGUUGCAAUGUAAUUCGUUUCAGUUUGGGGUAGAGGGUAAAGUUGAAAUACAAAAGUAUUGAUUUAGUUUUUUAAUUUUAAGUUGAUGUGCUUUUAUGGAUUUUUUUUUUUUCUUUAAAAGAGAAAAAAAUGUUAGAUUUUUUUUUUUUUUAAGCUGUAGAACUGUUCUAAUGUAUGUGCUGUUUUUACAGAGAAUCCACUUGCUCAUAUUCAUGCACUUCAAAGUUCACCAUCCACAAUGAAACUUCUCAAGAGUUUUUGUUUAAUUUUUUUGUAGAAUUUUUCAUAUUUUUAUUUUAGUCGUCUACCAUCACUUACAUGGUAACCUGAUUACUUCCAUUAGAUUAAUGGGCAUAUAUCAUCAUUUCUUACAAUUCUACUCUUUCAUUUGUGUUUAGGGUUGAAGCUUAAGAUAGUUAAAUUAAAAACUUUUCUUAAUCAUUGGAAAAUAAGAUGGAAAAAAACAUUGUACAAUACCAAACAAUAAAUACAAGUCACGUUUGGAACUCUGGCAUAAAGUACCUUUAACAAAGUACAAAUGUAGGAAAUACAAAAUUUUAAAUAUGAAAUCUCUAUUCUGAGAGCUGUUGCUUGGAACCUAAACAAUCUGGUACCCAACCCAGAGAUUUGAAAGCUUUCCAUGGUGAUAAACAGUGGUGAAUUAGAGGCAGCACCAGAAAAGUGGGCCCCCUCUGAAAAAACAAACAAAAAACUAAAGAUAUGGCAUUAGCAAUCACAUUUCUACAAGCAGCUAUAAAACAGCAUUUUUUAUACAAUCUAGCAGCACAGAGUUGGGCUCACUUUUAUUACUUAAUCCUAAUUACAGUACUUUGUUCAGACAUCAUUCUGAGAACACAGAAAACAUGCUACUGAAGAGCAUCUGUUUUUUUCCUCAACAUCUUUGUAUAUUAUUUAACUUCCUGUCAAUCAGACCUGUCCGUCUUUCAGCAGCUAAAGUCAUACAAUCUGGCUCAGACGUAAAGAAAUUUAGAUUUAUUUUAGCUAAAGAUGCUGAAAGAUAAUUUGGAGAGAGUACUUUUAUUUUAUUCAACAUUAUUAUACACCUUGAAAGUAAAAAAACAAAGAUCAAAAGCAAAAUAUCUUACCUGAUCAAUCUUAAAGUCCUGAAUAAUAGCUGUGGUGACCACAGAGGUCUGGCUGUUGAUUCCCUUCUAUCAAUUGUAGUGGUAGCAUGAACUUACAAAUGCAUGUCAUCAUCCAUAUAUGGUAGUGCCUUUCUUUUUUUUAGUGGGUGUGAUUCAAAAGGUUCCUUUGUUUCAGACGAGUGUAUUUUUAGAUUCUUAAGAGGGAUGAUUGUUUUCUUUUUUGAAAAAUUUCAGUUUUUCUUUUUUUUUACUCUAGUAAAUGAUGAUAUAUGCCCUUUAACCAGGGCCUCGUGGAAUCAACAGGGGUGAGCAAAGUAUGAAGUUGCUGCUACAGAUUAUCUUAGUUCUUCCAUGUUACAAUGAGAAGAGAAAACUUGAUGAAUUGGGUAUAGAUAUAUAACUACAUACUGUCAAAUAUGUGAAAUAUGUAUAUCAAAGUAUAGAUAUAACAUUAUAUAUAAAGCAUAAAGUUUAAAAGUCUAUAAAGUAUAGUUUGUGUUGGAAAGCUUUUGAGCGGGGAGUUGUGUGCCAUGGGGAAAACUGAGAUUUUUCACUGGAAUGCACAUCAGUAACAUUAAAACUGUAUUCUGAUUCAGUGCAUCUUUUCUUGUGCAAUAAACGUGUUUUUAAAUUUAGAUGAUUUUUUUUUCCUUUCAGUAUGUGGAGAUGUCAUUAACUCAUGGCUUUAUUGCCCUGCCAAACCCCCCCCCCACAGCCAGCGGAUAGUUAGUGUUGGAGUGUAUGUUUAACUGUCAGUAUGUGAUUAGAGGCAAUCACACUUUCAUUGCCAAAACAAAGAGAAGGUAUACAGUUACUGCAUUUGUGAUAUAUAUACACAUAAUAAAAAAAUAUAUUUUUUUUCUUUUUACAUCUAGAGUGCCUUAUAUUUAUGCCUGUUUUUAUGUUUUGAUUUACCACUCAUGUAUCCUUUGAUUAACCUAGGCAUUUAGUGGAGAUUGAAAUGUAAAUUUCUUUACCGUUAGUUUUCAUUUGUCACAUAAUGAACACACAUAUAUAAAAUAUUUAAGGGUCAUAGUUUUCCUUUCGGCUAAAGAAAUUUGAACUUUAAAAGUUUGAAUGGUAACAAGCAGCUAAAAUUAACUCUGUCUUUAUAUAUAUUUAUACAUAUAUAUACAUAUACACGCGCAGCUGGGGGAAGCAACAUGUUUCAUUUGCAAACAUGACAACAUUUGAGAAAGAAGGGUUUAUCUUCAAGCCCUACAAAAAAAAUUUAGUAUUUGUUUUUUGUUUUUUUCUGUCGUUUGUCUUCAUACAUUAAACCUCAAAUAGCAGAUUUAGAGACAAAAUGUCCCUUCUGUUGACCUGACAAUCUUUAUCAGUGUGCUAUUUUCUUUGACUGCUAAAGUUAAAGAAAAGGUUCUUAAGCUUGUUUAAACAGCAUUCCUAUUUCCUCUUUAAUGCUCUUGUGGGAUGGCAGAUUUACCACCAAAUCGUCAAAAGCGGAAAGAACUAGCUCUAUCACUGGGUAGCUGGUGCUAUGGAGUCCAGUUCCUUUUAGGUCUAGAAGAAAAAAAUAGUUUUGUCUUCUUGUUUUUCUUUGACCUGGGAGAGAAGUUACCAAAUCUGUCUAAGGCAAAACUAACAAAACACUGAGCUUAAAAUAAAACAAAAGUUGGUGAGCUUAUUGUCUCUCACCUUUUCUUUUUUCAAUGCCACCAGUCACAUGGUGAAUGUAGGGUAAAAUACAACAGAUAAUUACUUUCAGCUGAAUUUAUGAAGACUUUAAUCAUUUUUGUAGUCAGCUCAAGUUCCUACAUAUUAUUUCAAAAUUAAUUCUUAAACUCCAGUCUCUGUUCAUUUUGCCCGCUAGCAACAACUUUUUGCAGAAAACUGAAAAAAACCCAUCUGCUUUGGAUUGUUUGGUGGGAUAUGAAAAUUUCCACUCACCUCUGGGAUAUUUCAUACUCGCUUCAACUGCUAGUAAUAUAGAAGAAUUCCCCUAUAACCUCUUCAUAGGUUCCUUUAUAGAAAAGUGGAUUUAUGAUCUAGAAAAAAAAAAGUGAGGUUAUGACAUUGAAUGCAGCUUGCUCAAAAUUAUUACAAAAUGAAUCAGGGCUAUUUUCUAAUCAAAGAUUUGACAGCAGAGAAAAGGGCAAUGGAACCGCAGUCAUGGAAAAAGGGAUGCAAUUUAACCACUUUAGCCAUUGUUUCCCAAAGUAAAGUUAUGCCUUGAAUUUUAAAUUAUUUAAUUCCAUUACUCAUAAAAAGAACGAAUAAGAUUUAAAAAUAAGUAAAAAUAAAAGCAUAAUUAACAAAAAUAUUCACAUGCUAUUGCUAAAAGCAGUGGGAUUUCUUUAGCAUUAAACAAUGCCACCUCCUUCCUCCAUGAGUUUUAAAAUUUCAGCCAAUGAGAACAUACUAGUGUAGCCAUUAAAGGGCGGUC
This is a messenger RNA of Cyprinodon variegatus (sheepshead minnow), 10458 nucleotides long. It is a transcript of the gene ptprd, whose product is annotated as protein tyrosine phosphatase, receptor type D. Bases 465 to 6332 code for a protein of 1955 amino acids. NCBI's taxonomy places the organism in Eukaryota, Metazoa, Chordata, Actinopteri, Cyprinodontiformes, Cyprinodontidae. Gene Ontology annotation, biological process: protein dephosphorylation. The transcript is spliced from 43 exons. The record is from RefSeq and is a predicted model, not a curated record. Gene Ontology annotation, molecular function: protein binding; protein tyrosine phosphatase activity.